Molecule: messenger RNA, 3270 nt
Organism: Melanotaenia boesemani (Boeseman's rainbowfish)
Lineage: Eukaryota; Metazoa; Chordata; Actinopteri; Atheriniformes; Melanotaeniidae
Gene: phtf1
Product: putative homeodomain transcription factor 1
Exons: 17
Coding region: 431-2503 (690 amino acids)
Cellular component (GO): endoplasmic reticulum
Source: RefSeq, a predicted model, not a curated record
CAAAAUAAAUCCCGGAAAGGGAAGUGGAAGAAUUAGAGGAAAAAGUGCCAAACAACUGAAAUGGAUAAGCCAAAUGCGAAAGAAACGAUCAUUUCUUGAAAUAAAAACAUUUCCAAAAAAUUAUUAUUCGGGUCAGAACGAAGAGGUGAAGAACGCAGUUCACAUAGCUCUUAGUGAGUUCAGUUUCACAACAAGAAAAACACAACGCCCCACAAACUGACAACAAGAAAAUGUAUAAAGAUUUUUUGUGAUGAUCACUAAAGUUUUGUUCCAGUUUGCGCCAAACCCAUCGUAAUGUUUAAUUCCAGAAUUUCCCAUCAGUUUCAUUCUGACUGUUCAGGGAACUGAUCUGGAUUUUUGCCCAGUCUUCCUUUCGCUUCUGUGACAUGACCUGGUCCGAGUUCACUAUUUCCAGUUUCUGAUAACAACAAUGGCCAGAAUAGCCUGGUAUCAAGAGAAGAUUGGAGCCUAUGAUCAACAAAUCUGGGAGAAAUCACUGGAGAAAGCAGAGAUAGCUGGUCUGGAAAGCAAACCAAAGAAGACGGGUUACAUCAAACCAGACCUCAUUGAUGUUGAUUUAGUAAGAGGAUCAACUUUUAGUAAAGCCAAACCAGAAAGUCCAUGGACAGCUCUGACCCGAAAGGGUCUGGUUAGAGUGCUCCUGUUUCCUUUUUUCUUCCAGUGGUGGAUCCAGGUGACCUCCAAGUCCAUUUCCUCAUGUAUCCUUAUUCUGUAUUUCAUGCAAGUGGCAGCAGUGGCGCUGUACCUGGAGGUCCCGAGGGCAAGUGCCAGUGAGGUGUUUGUGCCCAUGUGUCUCAUGCUGCUGCUGGGUACCGUGCACUGCCAGAUCGUAUCAACUGAAUCCAGCCGGUGGCCCUCGGGCAGUCCAGCUGCCAGCAGCAGUACCAGCCCUGCACGCAGAAGGAGACCAAGGAAGGGCAGAGGGUUGAAAAAAUCAGAAGAAAAACAUGAAAGCUGGGACACAGAGCUGCAGAGACCCAGGCAGUGUGAAGAAAGCCAGCAAUCGUACAGAAGCGAGGAGAGGAGGAACAAAAGUCAGUCAGGGUUUGGGGCAUCUGAUGAACUCUCCAGUGAGGAAGAGGAGGACUCAAAAUCAGUCGAAGUAAUACAACGGCUUCACCAUCCCAAAAUACUCCCUGCUACGCUUAAUCUGUCAUCAGGAUCUUCUGUCAGAAAUCGAAAUGUGAAUUCUAACCCCAAACCUGUACCAAGACUUCAGGAAGGGAGUGCAGCAGCCGUCAAGUUGAAUCCUCGCGAUGUGGAGCGCCUUAUGUCAAAUGUGGACUCCCGUCCGGCCUCCGACACCGAUGACGCAAUAUGGGAGGAGCUACUCCAGGACCCUGACUCUGCCUCCUCAGGGAGCAGCGACAGUGAGGGGAAUGGGAAGUAUAACCCUGGGGUGGGCCUCCCACAAAACCCCACUCUGAGCAGUGAUGAUGAAAGCCUACAACAAGGAAUCACCAGUAACCAGCUGUCUUGGCUUCAGGCAUGUCACCCAUCCAAAGACCGUGUCAGUGCCAUAAUAUGGGAGCAGGGCGAGUGCAAGAAAGCAGACAUUUCCGUGCUGGAGAUCAGCGGGCUCAUCCUCACACGUGUGAAGUUAGUGGAGCAAGGUGUGGGUUACCUUGUGCUCAGUGGGCUCAUAACUACCACUCUGGCACUGCUGCCCUUUGCCUUUCGCCUGGCUCAGCGUCUGGACAUGUCGAGCCUCAGCUCCCUCUCCCUCACACAAUUGGUAGCCAUAGCGAUGGGGCCAAGUGAUGCACGAGCUUAUGCCUUUUUUCUUAUCACUACGGUGCAAAGAGUGUGCCUCACAGGGCUGUUUUUUUUCAUGAUGUGUGUGGCGGAGAGAACCUACAAACAGAGACUCUUAUUUGCCAAGUACUUCAGCCAUCUCACCUCAGCUCGCAAAGCCAAGAAAUCUGAGAUCCCUCAUUUCAGGCUGAAAAAAGUACAGAACAUAAAGAUGUGGUUGUCACUACGCUCUUUUCUCAGGAGACGAGGGCCGCAGCGCUCUGUGGAUGUCAUAGUCUCCACUAUCUUCCUUUUAGCACUUUCUAUUUCGUUCAUUAUUUGUGCCCAGCUUCUGCACAAUCACAAGACAUUCCUAGAGUCUCUGACAAACUGGGAGCUCAUGGUGUGGGGCUCCUCCCUCAUCAUUUUUCUGUUACGCCUGGCAACUCUGGGAUCAGAGACCAACUGCAAAUACAGCAACUCCUCAGUGCUGCUCACUGAGCAGAUUAAUUUGUAUCUGAAGAUGGAGAAAAAGCCCAACAAGAAAGAACAACUCAGUAUAGUAAACAAUGUGUUAAAACUGGCAACAAAGCUGAUGAAGGAGCUGGAUACUCCCUUUAGACUGCUGGGUCUGACUGUGAACCCUCUGAUCUACAACAUCACUAAGGUUGUCAUCCUGUCUGCUGUGUCUGCGGUGGUCAGUGACCUGCUUGGCUUCAACAUCAGACUGUGGAAAAUCAAACCUUAAUGUGAGGACAGGAAGCCACUAACAGUUGGACACUGGAGUCCAGAAACUCCCCGUCUGCUACAAAUGCCUUCUCAUAUUUUUAAAAAAGUGCACAAACCUACUGAAAGUAUAUUUUGUUGACUGUGCCUUUAAGCUGAAACAUCAGUCAUUCACAAGCCAGAGAUGCCCUGACAAUUGCUCGCACACCAUCACUGGCUGCUCAGCUGAUCUGGCAUUAAACUUUCCGUCAGUCAUGCCACUAACGCAGUGCCUAACCUCUGACCCUUGAAUGUUACUCUGUAAGUGGUUUAAUAUAGCAACAAGCUGACGUCUGAGAUCAUUUCAGGCCUCUUUGGCAUCCAGAUUUACAAAUGUGUCUCGGAACAGAUGUGUAGAGUCCAUGUGAUGGGUAAAUGCAGAUGACAACAAAGUUUAUUCAAUCUUUUUAGCACUGUGCUUUCUUAAACCAGAAGUGUGUUUAUUAAUCCCAGAGGAAAAUUUCUAAGUACUUUUUAUUUCAUUUCAUAUACACAUGGACAUCCAAAUGUUGUUUUUUUUGUUUUUUUUUUGUUUUUUGAUAGGACUCUAAAACAUGUAUAUUUAAGAGGAAUCAUAUGAUCAUUGUGAUUUAUUUAUUCAGGGGUGUGCUUUAGCUAAUCUUGUAUGGUACCUGUAAAUUGCUCUUUGACCACUGGCUGCUAUUUCUAUUGGGGACCAUUCUUUAAUGAAAUAACUUUGCAAAAGAUAGAAAAAUGUUUGAUAGAGGGAAAUAAACCAUUUUCCAUCCA